AUGGAGAGCAGCAAAAAAAUUAAUGACGUGGACCACUCUGGAAAUGUCAACGAACGUGUGGCACAAAACUUGUUCAGACGUUUUAAGGAAGAUGACUUCAGAUUCGAAGAAAAGCCAAGGUCAGGGAAACCUUCUGUCGUGGAAGAUGAGGCUUUUCUAGAAAUGAUUGAGCAACAACCAAUCACAAGCGCUCGUACAUUGACAGUAGAAGUUAUUCCUUCACAACGCACCACAAAUCGGCCUUGUGAACAAUGGAUAUCGAGAAUUUCCUUAAAAACUGACCAAUGGACUACGAGUGAACAUUUGCAAGCAACUGCUGGCAAAUCCUCGCGAGAUUCAUUUUUGGCAUCAAAUUCUAAAUGGAAAUGA
Octopus bimaculoides (California two-spot octopus) is the source of this 369-nucleotide messenger RNA. RefSeq names its product histone-lysine N-methyltransferase SETMAR-like. Lineage: Eukaryota; Metazoa; Mollusca; Cephalopoda; Octopoda; Octopodidae. The record is from RefSeq and is a predicted model, not a curated record.